This is a messenger RNA of Acanthopagrus latus (yellowfin seabream), 2176 nucleotides long. RefSeq names its product serpin peptidase inhibitor, clade G (C1 inhibitor), member 1 (gene serping1). The transcript has 11 exons. Bases 154 to 1950 code for a protein of 598 amino acids. Gene Ontology annotation, biological process: negative regulation of endopeptidase activity. The record is from RefSeq and is a predicted model, not a curated record. NCBI's taxonomy places the organism in Eukaryota, Metazoa, Chordata, Actinopteri, Spariformes, Sparidae. Gene Ontology annotation, molecular function: serine-type endopeptidase inhibitor activity.
AAUCACAGGUUAGUCAAUGUCGGUUGCAGUUUAGGGCAGCAGACAGUCAGAGGUGGUAGAUCCUGUGAGCAGGGGUCGGAUGUGACAGAAACAUUACUGGAAAACAACAACAACUGGUGACUGAAUUUGGAUACGUUUGGAAAUCGAGGAAAUAUGAGACUACAGGCCAUACUUUGUCUCUUUCUGCAGCUCCUUUUUGAGCUAUCAUCAUGCACACAUCUCACUGUGAUGCCUGGUUCAACUCUGGAGCUGCCCUGUCUCUCAAUUCAGACUGAAUUCACUGAUGCAGCCAUAACCUGGGAAUUCAAUGGCAAAGAAAUAAAUGCCCAGUCGUCAAACUCAGUUACACUUAAAAAGGAUGGCCUGUAUCUCGCUAUAUCCCCUGUUACUGCGGCUGAGGCGGGCGAGUAUGUGUGUUUGGCAAAGGCGUCAGAUGUCGAGAUUAUAAGGAGAUACUCUAUUACAGUUGUUGCAACAAUUGUCUACACCAUAAAGACAAAAGUAGGCUCCAACGUUCACCUCCCAUGCCAUUUCCCACCUUCCAGCCAAGUCUCGGCCAAUGCACUUUGGUACAAAGAGAUGGGUGCUGGCAUGGUGACAAGGCUGACUCUUGGAGACAGUUCAACAGGUGAUGAUGCAAAAGUUGAACAGCUUUAUCCAAUGGACCAUGAUCAAUCCAUCAUACUCAGACACACUGCGAUGGAGGAUGCUGGAACUUACCAUUGUCAAUCUGCUGAGGGGGACAAGCUGAGCACUGUAAACAUCAUUGUUGAAGUUCCUCCUACGACUACUCCUUUCUCAUGCAACAGCUUCACUGAAGCAUGGGAGCCCUGCCUGGAUGAAAACAGUCGCACAGGGGAACCAAUGUUGCAGGAAUCCAUUACAGAGUUUUCCAUGAAGCUGUAUUCUUACCUCAAAGAAGCUCAACCCUCAAGCAACUUGCUCUUCUCUCCCAUCAGUAUCAGCGGGAUACUAUCCCAUUUGUUGUUAGGUGCAAGGGGAGACACGCGCAGAGCCAUUGAAAGGGCUGUCUGUGUGCCUCACGACUUCCACUGUGUUCACUUCCAGUUGAAGAAGCUGAAAGAGAAGUUGGCCAGCUCCUUGCAGAUGGCUUCUCAGAUCUACUACAACCCACAAAUGAAUCUGACUGAGUCCUUUACUAACCAGUCCAUCCAGUUCUAUGAAGCGGAGCCCGUGAAGCUGCUGGAGUCCAGCAAAGAAAACACAGAUAUGAUCAAUAACUGGGUGGCAAAUAAAACCAACAAUAAAAUCAAUCAUCUGGUCGACUCGGUCUCACCCAGUACACAGCUGAUAAUGCUUGACGCUGUCUCCUUUAGUGGUCAGUGGAAGUUCAAGUUUGAGCUGAAGCCCAAGAAAGGAUUUUUCUCAAAACUGGAUGGUGAUCUGGUGAGGGUGCCACUCCUCCAUCACCAAAAUUACAAGGUGGUAACGACGCACGUCGUUGAGCUGAAGGCACAGGUGGCGAGGUUUGCUCUCACGGGUGACAGCAGCCUUUACAUUCUGCUGCCUCCCUCCAACACGGUGUCUGACCUGCAGCAUUUGGAGGCGAGGAUGACGGACACGGCUGUGCAUCAGAUGAUAGAAGAUUUGAAAACGCUCUCUCCUCAGCCUGUCGAAGUCACUCUGCCCCAAAUCAAGCUGGAUGUGCAGCCGGACAUGCACAUGCUUAUGAAGAAAUUAGGACUGUUAUCGCUCUUCGAGGGUGCUAACCUGUGCGGCCUCUACUCUGAAGACAUGCUGGUUUUGGACGAUGUCAGACACAGAGCUUUCCUCGCGCUGACCACACAGGGAGUUGAGGCCGGAGCGGUCACCUCUGCUGCAUUCUCCCGCUCCUUCCCUUCCUUCUCUGCCCUGCGGCCUUUUGUCAUGCUGCUUUGGAGUGACCAGGCCAACGUGCCGCUCUUCAUUGGCAGGGUGACCGACCCUUGAGAGAAGUUGGAGGGAGCGGAAUCAGGGGCAAAUGAGCAGGAAGCCAUUUGAUUAUCUCGCUUUGCUUCUUCUGAAAAUUCAAACUCGACAUAACUCUAAAUGAAUUCAGUUUCAGUAGUGCUUCAAGUAGUUACUCAAGUGAGCAGUGACCCUCACACAAAAACAUAUAUAAAGCCCUGCGCGUGUCUCAUUUUAAGGGACGACGAAUAAACGUGAUCACAAAACA